This is a messenger RNA of Didymella exigua CBS 183.55, 1639 nucleotides long. RefSeq names its product alpha/beta hydrolase fold domain-containing protein. Bases 321 to 1316 code for a protein of 331 amino acids. Lineage: Eukaryota; Fungi; Ascomycota; Dothideomycetes; Pleosporales; Didymellaceae. The record is from RefSeq and is a predicted model, not a curated record. The transcript has 2 exons.
GGCCAUGGAGAACGUGGAGGUUCUCAGCGAAGUCUGGAGAUUUAAUCCGCGUACAGAAAUUAGUGCUCGCAAAGGCCUUCAGGUCGUAGUUUAAUAGUUACGUGAGCACUGCCGCUCCAUAAGUGGUAAGCAGCUCGUCGAGGCUUGAAUGUCAAAUUCGUACUCGAUAGCAGGUUGGUGGAAAUUAAUGUCAGCAUGCGCUCCCUGGCUGGAUGCCUAUCCAGAUAAACGGAAAACGGACCUGUUCGGGAUUGGCAGCUCGGCAGCCAUCAUCGUACAGCAUGCCAGGGAAAGCUACGUAAUUCCUUUGGAUCUUCACAAUGCGAUCAUUCGCUUGCCUUCUAGCCCUAGCGGUCUCAACUGUCCUCGGACAGAUCGUCAUACCACCCAGCACAUGGAACUACACCUACCCAUGGCCUGUGAAGUACCACAAUCUCACAUCACAGCGACUUAACCUCUCGAUGGCCUACAUGGAUGUUUCCCCGACCAGUUACGCCACAAACAAAACCAUCAUACUCCUUCACGGCAAAAACUUCUGCGGCGCAACAUGGGAAGAUACAGCACGCCGCCUCUCCACGCACGGUUAUCGCGUCAUAAUCCCCGACCAAAUCGGCUUCUGCAAGUCCUCGAAGCCGCCAGUCUACCAAUUCUCUCUACAACAGCUCGCUUUCAACAUGAACUCGCUACUUCAAGCGCUCGGCGUCUCCCAGACAAAAGUCCUCGGGCACUCCAUGGGCGGCAUGCUCGCAACCCGCUUCGCCCUCAUGUAUCCCAACACCACAACCCACCUGAUUCUGACCAACCCUAUCGGCCUCGAGGACUGGAAAGCACUCGGCGUCCCCUGGCGCCCAUUGGACACCCUGUAUGCUGACGAACUGAAGACGAACUAUACCACGAUCCGGAACUAUCAGCAAGCGACCUAUUACGUCAACACAUGGGCCGCCGCCUACGACGUCUGGGUCAACAUGCUGGUCUCUUUAUACCGGUUGCCCGAUGAGGGACAGACGUUUGCUUAUAACAUGGCGCAGACGACGGACGCAGUGCUGACGCAGCCGGUGAUGUACGAGUUUGGUCUGGUAACGGCGAAGACGCUGUUGUUGAUUGGGACUAAAGACAAUACGGCCAUCGGGAAGGCGUGGAGUCCGCCAGCUGUUCAAGCCAAGCUGGGUAACUAUUCGGUGCUGGGCAAGGAGACUACUGCGAAGAUUCCGGGCGCCGAGUUGGUGGAAUUCAGUGACCUGGGGCACGCACCUCAGACUCAGGACAGCGAGAGGUAUCAUGAGGCAUUGUUUGAGUGGCUGGGCCGGGUGGGCUGAGCAAGAGUUUCCCCCGGCAUGUUACGGUUCUUUUUUGAUGUUCGGGUUUAUCUACUCGACGCCUUGUACUCUUUUGCCUACUUGCCGAUAUUCUGUAGCUCCAUGCUUAUAGUCUUGCUCGCUAAUCGGAGCCCACACUCUAGAAAGUGCUCUCUCAGCACAUCGAGGACCGUGAACCGCCCGUCCCUGAAUUGAUCGAUUUCUCUCCGAGACUUUAACCUUCCUGUUACUCAAGUGCACUGCGCAUCAAAAAGGCACUGCGGCGAAGCGAGGGCCACGUUGUCGAUCUUUUGCAUUGCCGCUGCAUGGAAGGCUUCCGGCUU